This is a messenger RNA of Pieris napi, 1374 nucleotides long. Its product is annotated as retinal homeobox protein Rx1. NCBI's taxonomy places the organism in Eukaryota, Metazoa, Arthropoda, Insecta, Lepidoptera, Pieridae. The transcript is spliced from 3 exons. The record is from RefSeq and is a predicted model, not a curated record. Gene Ontology annotation, biological process: regulation of transcription by RNA polymerase II. Gene Ontology annotation, molecular function: DNA-binding transcription factor activity, RNA polymerase II-specific; RNA polymerase II transcription regulatory region sequence-specific DNA binding. The coding region runs from base 143 to 1024 and encodes 293 amino acids.
CGGCAAACGCAAACAGUCUAGCACGGAUUAUCUCACAUAGGAGAUCAUUUAUACUGUGAUAUUCGUGAAGAAGUUUUGUGCUAAAUUGUGACACGCAAAAUAUGAGACGAUUUCUUUAGUUGGAAAAUAAGUGUUUAGCGAAAUGGCAGGGCCAUAUUUGUCACCCUUGCCGGGUGAUUUGCUGACGGAGUACAUGUUUGGGCGGCGGAGACAAAGACGCAAUAGAACGACGUUCACACCUCAACAGCUGAGCGAACUGGAAUCGUUGUUUCAGAAAACUCAUUACCCUGAUGUGUUUUUAAGAGAGGAGGUUGCAUUGAGGAUAAGUCUGUCGGAAGCGAGAGUGCAAGUAUGGUUCCAAAAUCGUAGAGCGAAGUGGCGAAAACAGGCACGACUGCAACUUCUUCAAGACGCGUGGAGAAUGCGUUGUUUGGGAUUAGGGACUCCACCUCUUGGAAUGCCUGGUCACGGUAAACCUCCUGACUCUUCACCAGAACGCACUGAUUCGCCAUCGAAUAAAUCACCCGAACCACAUCUAGAAAAUAACGGCGAGCUCAAGUCCCCUCGACCGGAAAUGUAUAAUGGCGGCAUGCAGGAACACCCACCGCAAAUGCCACCACACGAAAUGCCACCUAUGCCUUACCCAACCGAAGAUGGUAGGAUGAUGCAACAACCAUACUUUUCCCCCCUAAUGAUGCCUCCCAUGGACAGCACAGACAUUGUUCCAACAGACCUACGAGUCCCAACAAAGAACAAUUGCCAUUGUGUACCAGAAGAGCCACAAAACUUAGCAUAUCGCCCGAGAAGAGACAAAGAGAGUGACAGCGACAGCGACUCAGAAAUAGAUCUUACGUCUCACUCCAAAGACGACGAUCUGAGAGAGUCAGAGAGACUAGCUAAUCGAAUAGCGACAAGUAUAUUUCGCAGUGACACCGUGCUUCACGAUUUAGUACCGAAUGACCUUAGUAUGGGAACAGCGAAAAAUAUACCUAGCGACCGUAAUGUGAGGGGUAAUAUCAUGUGAAUUUUGUUGACAUUGAACAAUUUCAUCAAAUAUUUUAGACUUCAGACCAAAAUAUCUAUCGUGUGCUAUGUGAUGCUUGUGUCUCUCCUGAAGUUAGUCUUUCGCACAAUAGACCUAUAGACCAGAUAGGUAAAAUUCUAAGUUUUAUUUGAGAAAUAAUUCUGUAAGCUGAUACCAAAACAAUAAACGUUUUAAGUGUAGUAGAAAAAAUAAUUUCUAGUCAUUCUAUUGUGUAUUGUAGAUAUUUAUUUUUACACGUAUUUGAGCCGUUGUAGAUAGCGGGUAGUGCUUCGAUGUAUAUGAAUAUAGUAUAAGUUAGUACCAUGUUAUUUUUAGUAGAGAAUAAAUAA